AGAAAUAGCCUCGUGGUUCUCUUCGGCGGGACAUCAGAAUUGUUAUUUUUUUCCACUGACUUCCAGCAUAACUUUAGUCAAGUUACAAACUCUCUCAGUCUUCUCUAGAUAACUGCUUUUCCCUGUAAGUCUGAUGCUUUGAGGUUCUUAGAUGCAACACAAAAUGUAACCCUGCAAUCAAGCUGUUGAGAGUAUUUUUGAUAAAAGUGAAUUGGACUGUAACUAUAUGGAACUGUAGCUAUUGUUCAUCUUUGCCUACUUCCCUGUAGUUUGUCAUGAGACUUUCUUUUACUUAAUGGGUAAGCUCCUGGAGUUAAUGGCUCUUUGUAGAGCAAUUACCCUUUUCUCAACCACAUUUCUAGGUCACUGGGUAUCUGUGGCAAUUUAAUUAAGAUUAAAUUAAUCCAGUGGUUUUACUUGGGUUAAGGAAACAAGAAUGUUGUGAUAACCACUCAUCCAUACUAACCUCUUGCUUAAGAGGCCAGAUAGAGGUAUUCAGAAAAAUUGGAUUUGCCUGCAAACUGCAUGGAAGAAGUUCUUACUACUCCUCAAACAAGCCUGGUUGCUGUCAGAUGUGCUUCUAAGAAAAGUGGGGGUAGCACAAAAAAUUUAGGUGGCCGCAGCCCUGGGAAGCGCUAUGGAUACAAAAAAGUAGAAGGCGCAUUUGUGCAUGCAGGCAACAUUUUGGCUACGCAGCGGUUGAUACGCUGGCAUCCAGGGGCUCAUGUGGGGAUGGGCCGUAACAAGACCCUCUACGCCCUGGAGGAUGGGAUCGUACGAUACACCAAAGAGGUCUACAUACCUCUGCCUCGCAGCGCCGAGAGCAGGGAAGUGAUCUGUCAACUUCCCAAAGGAGCAAUUCUUUAUAAAACCUUUAUCAACGUUAUUCCUACCACGGAAGUGGGGAGCUUUAAACUGGUCACCAUGCUCUGAGCCUCCUGUGUCAGCAGGGACGAGAGGAAGGAGUGGCUGGGACAGACCACUACAGCUGGACUGGCAUCUGAGGACAGGAAUAUUCUAGCUCUGAAGAUACCAGUUUAGGACUUCGGUUUUGUGCUCAUAAGCUCACGUGGUCAGUGUUCAGGCCCUGGGAUCACCUGCCAGCAUUUUUAUGUGUUUAAUAAAUGCUGAGGGGCUGCUGAAGGCCUUGGCUCUUCAAAGAA
Messenger RNA from Athene cunicularia (burrowing owl), 1163 nucleotides. RefSeq names its product mitochondrial ribosomal protein L27 (gene MRPL27). Bases 526 to 933 code for a protein of 135 amino acids. The record is from RefSeq and is a predicted model, not a curated record. NCBI's taxonomy places the organism in Eukaryota, Metazoa, Chordata, Aves, Strigiformes, Strigidae. Gene Ontology annotation, molecular function: structural constituent of ribosome. The transcript has 4 exons. Gene Ontology annotation, cellular component: ribosome; mitochondrial large ribosomal subunit. Gene Ontology annotation, biological process: translation.